AAGAGAUGUUAAGCUGGCUGCUUCCACCCAUGGCUCUGCACACACAUACGGGCGGGUUGUGCCGGAGAGAGCGGGAGGCUGGGCUCCGAGGUGGCGGAGGCGGUGGAGGAGGAGAAAGCGGUGGCGGAAUCGAUGUUUCCUCAGCCUGCUUGCCUACUUCGGUGACCGAGCCGCUCCUGCUGCUGGGUUGCUGUCUGCGGUCGGAGGAUCCGUCCGAGCGAGGGCGGCUGCUGACGCCGCCGGUGGAGAUGAUGGCGGAGGGCGGCGGCGGCGGCGGCGGCGGAGGGCAGCGGCUCAAGGCACUGUCCCUUCUAGAGGCAGCCCGCUGCCGCUAUGAAAGCCUGCAGAUUUCCGACGAUGUCUUCGGGGAAUCGGGCCAGGACAGCAGCGGCAACCCAUUUUAUAGCACCACCGCCGAGUCCCGCUCUGCCUCCGAGGAGGAGGACGACGACGAGGAGGAGGGCGAAACCCCCGAGGGAGGACGCAGCCAUCGGGGCAGGACUGGGGGACGCCAAGGCUCCAAGGCGUCGGCAGCCGAAGAGCAGGAGGGAGAGCAGCAGCAGCAGCAAGUGCAGGGUGGCUUGGAAGCGAGUUUCCUGGGUCCCGCGGAGCAACAGCAACGGGAGGAGGAGGAGGAAAGCGAGAGGGGUUGGAGCCAGAGCCUGCGGAACACCCCGACGCCUUCCUUCAAGGAUAGCAGCGGUCCAACUCGCAAAAUGCCACCCACUUCCAGUGCCAUGGACUUCUUCCAACUCUUUGUUCCUGAUAAUGUGCUAAAGAACAUGGUGAUUCAAACCAACAUGUAUGCCAAGAAAUACCAGGAACGGUUUGGCAGCGAUGAGGCUUGGAUGGAUGUCACGCUGAUAGAAAUCAAGGCCUUCCUUGCCUAUAUGAUAUCUACAAGCACUCACCAUUGUGAGUCGGUCCUCGGCAUCUGGAGUAGUGGUUUCUAUAGCAACAAGAGCAUCGCAUUAAUCAUGACUCAGGCAAGAUUUGAGAAGAUUCUUAAGUACUUCCAUAUUGUGGCCUUUCGUUCGAGUCAGACUACACAUGGCCUCUAUAAAAUCCAGCCGUUUCUGGACUCUCUGCAACAUAGCUUUGACUCUGCUUUCAAGCCUUCCCAGACACAGGUACUCCAUGAGCCUCUGAUUGAUGAAGAUCCAGUUUUCAUUGCCACCUGCACAGAGCGAGAAUUACGCAAAAGAAAAAAACGGAAAUUCAGUCUCUGGGUACGGCAGUGCUCAUCAACCGGUUUUAUAUGCCAGAUCUAUGCCCAUCUGAAAGAAAGCAGUGGAACUGAAGGUCUGGAUGCUUUGAAGAACAAAGCUCAGCUUCACAGCAUAGUGGCCAAGAGUCUUUGUCAGAAUGUCACAGGGAAAAACUGUAUCAUCUUCACUGGCCCCAGCAUUACCAGCCUGAACCUCUUUGAAGAAUUUGAAAAACAAGACAUUUAUUGCUGUGGAUUGCUAAGUAUAAGGAAAAGUGACUGUACAGGGCUGCCUUCCUCCAUGCUAAACAACCCAGAGACCCCACAGCCUCGAGGACAUUACAGAAUAAAAAUGAAGGGAAAUAUGUCUUUGAUCUGCUGGUACAACAAAGGCUACUUUAGAUUUUUGACCAAUGCUUAUUCUCCAAAUCAACAAGGAGUUAUCAUUAAGAGGAAGAGUGGAGAGAUCCCAUGCCCUCUGGCAGUGGAAGCCUUUGCUGCUCAUCUUAGUUAUAUUUGCAAAUAUGAUGACAAAUAUAGCAAGUAUUUCAUUUCUCAUAAACCAAACAAGACCUGGCAACAAGUCUUCUGGUUUUCCAUCAGCAUUGCCAUAAACAAUGCUUACAUCCUGUACAAAAUGUCUGACGCCUAUCCUGUGAAAAAGUACAGCCGAGUACAGUUUGGUGAGAGACUCGUAAAGGAGCUGCUUGGAUUGGAGGAUCCUUCACCAGGCCAUUGAUGGAUCCUUCUUCACAGCAUAGGCUAGGAGUGGGGGAGAUGGAGGAAAGAAAAAGGAACAAACUCUGGGAUGCCAAGAUGGGUAACUUACUAUUCCAUGUGACAAAAUCACUAGGGAAGCCUUUAAGUAUGUUGGUGCCUUCUCAAUGGCCUUGGUUCAAAGGGCCCUCAAGAGAGCACCAUAUAGAAGCUGCACGUGUGAGAGUGCAACAUAGGCACCGGUGUAUCAGAAAUGAAUUUAUGUUAGCUAUUGCUGAAUCUGAUUUUUCAAACAGGGUGUUAGUUGUCACACAAAUCCUUUUCCCUAUCCCUUUUCAAGCUAGAAAGGCUCAGCAGUUCCAGCUGGGCAUGUUAUUGGGUGUUUUUUUUUAAAUCAGUGCACAAUGUGUAAAGUUAUGCACUGCUUUGUGGCUGAAAAGAGGUUGCUAGAAGAGAAAUAUAUAUGUAUAUAUAUAUUAAAAAAUGUAAAAAUCUAUUUUGCAAGCCAGUGAUUAGGCAACAGCAGAUGAAGACAGUAGACUGAAGAUUUUAUUUUGUUGCAAUGCUUUUAGAUUGUAAAAGGGGUAUAAUUUUGACAGAAAAUGCUUUUUUUAAUAUAAAGGAACAGUGAGAAACUGAAAAGUUUACCAAACUAAGUUCAUUGUGCUAACUGAAGUCAGUUGCACUCCAAGAUUAAUUUCAGUUAUGCCAUAACAAAAGCAUAAGAGAUUUAAUUGCAAUCAUCCUGUAUUAUUCUUCAGGCAUUGAAUUUUUCUACACAAUGUGAGAAAAGAUAUAAAAGGUUCUCUGAGGAACUAGUUUCUCCUUAACUGUAGCUGGAUCUGUGCUCGCCCCCCCCCCGCCUGCACCCCCAUAGUGCUGCAUAAACAUGCAUGCCAAAUCCAGAAAUAGUUAAAGGUAAUAUUGGUAACUCUAAAACCAAAUGACACAAACAAUUUGUUGAGGGUUGAUGAGUCAUUUGUGAAAUUGCUGAGUGAGGCACAAUAUAUUUCCAAGUGUGUUAUCUUCAUUUGUCCUUUAAAAAACUCUUACCCAAAGCAAUUUAACAUUUCUAGAUGCUGAAAAAUACCUAAGUACCCUUUUAUUUGAGGACAGACCGAAACCAGGAGUCUUCAACGACUUAGCAACUUUACGACUUGUGGACUUCAACUCCCAGAAUUCCUCAUAUAUUCCUCCUGAGGAAUUCUGGAAGUUGAAGUCCACAAGUUCGUAAAGUUGUCAAGGUUGGAAACCCCCAAUCUUAAACUAUACGUCUCACUACUGCUGAAUGAAUACUGUUCAUGAAGUGACUUCUAAAAGGUUAUGACAAUGUUUUCUUAUUUUGUUCAGUUAACGUCAGUCUCAUCAGCUAGCUUUUUCUCAAGGUGUUUACUUCAUUAUGAUUCCAUUGUUUUGGCCAUGUUGCUGCCUUGUUGUUUAUGACGAACUAAACACUUUUCUGGGGGGGGGGAUCAUUGCAAUAGUAGACAAUCAGAAACAUUUGCAUGUUAAACUUUGUGAUGAACCAGUCCCAAAGCAUUUGAAAAAAAUUGUCAUGCCGCCACUUCAGCACAAAAAGUGCUGAGAAUCACAUAGCUACCAGCGGCAUGUGGCCAUGAAAAAAAUUUGCACAGAAUGAAGUGACAGACUUUGUAGCAUUGCUUUGUGUGAUACAAUUCAAAUAUUCAGAGAUGACAUUCCCUUGGAAAGUAAGUUAUCACACAUGUGAAGAUAUGUUUAAGUAUCAUGGUCAUAAUUGUUUAAUGCCGUGUUUCCCAGAAAAUAAGACCCAGACUUAUUUUCUUUUGGGCUCCAAAAUAAGCACUAGGUUUCAUUUCCCCCCCAUGUAUGGGAAGCCCACUUCUUCUGCUUGCUCAUGGUGGGGCAGGAGGCUGCACAGUGCGCUAGUGCUGCCGCUGUGAGGUGGGGGGGUGAAGCUGCCCCAUGUCCCCUCGUAGGCUUACCUCAGGGCCCCUGCAACCAGGCCAUCCACACCCCAACACCUUGCAGCCUAGCAAGCCUAGUGGCAGCCUAGCAGCCCCAUCCAAGAGGACCACCAGUCCUCUUCUUCUGCUUGCUCACAGCCAUAACGGAGCAGGAUUCCAAGUGACAUGCCAUGGCCACAAGGCAGUUAUUGGGAUAUGGAUAGGCUGGCUGGAGGGGUCUUGAAGUAAGCUGGUGCAGGGUGUGUGGGGCAGCUCCACACACACACACGCACACACACCACCUCACCUCAUGUCGACAGCACAGCGAGCAAUCAGACAGAAUGGGCGGCCAGCCAGCUGGCUGUGGGGCUCAUUUGGGGGGGCUGUGUAGGCACUUAAUUAGGGCUUAUAUUAGACCCAUGCGUAAAACAUGCUACAUCUUAUUUUCAGGAUAGAUCAUAUUUUCAGGGAAACAAGGUAGUUAAAAGCCCGACAUAACUGGAAGGAAAGAUUUGGGAAGGCCACCACAGAGAUGAUAUCAAUGUAAACAUCUUUAUGUCCUCUGUGGGUCUUGGUGGGCUCAGGGUCCAUAAAACCAACGUCAGGUGCUCCCAAUGACAGGGGCUGGUGAGUAUGUGAGCUGGUGCAAUUUGAAUCAAUUGCAUUUUCUCAGCAUUUUUAAGGGCAGUACCUAAUAGAGUACUGUAGCCUAGCCAUGUGGUGACAGGGCAUGAGUUACUGUAGCUAGCUCUUCCUGCCGCAAGCCAAAUUGCAAAUGAUAUACCAGCUGAAGCUGGGCACAGGCAUCCACACACAGCUUCCACCUUCUAUUCUAGCAGAAGCUGUGAGUCCAGAAGGAUCCCAUGUCCAAACCUGCUUCUUGAUAGGCAUUGCCUGUCCACCAGGAAAAACUCUUAAUGAUGACAGGCAACCCUGAUGUAUCCACAACCGUUCAGACUUAGCGAUUUGGCAAUCAGAAUUUACAGUCCUCCAAUAAAAAAGCCAUCCUAUUUCCUGUAGACUUUGUGUUCUACUGCGUUGGUGUUGGAGGUUAAGGAAAGGUAAGGCAUUGGUUUGCACGCACGCUGCUUCUUUAAUAAUGAAGAAUCAGAAAUUUGCACAUCACCUUCUGAUUUCUCCACUGUCAUCUCCUGCACUAUUGAAUUGCUAGUCAUGAUGCUUAUGAAAAAGAAGUGACAUAAUAUUUUAAAGCAAAAAUUAAUCAAGAAUAAAGAACUUCAACGAGGAGCCUACAAAACUGAAUAUUAGAAAGAAAAGCUUGUUUUUGUGACCCACCUGUACUUGUAUACAAUCCAGCUUAAAAUUCAAGCCAAUUCUAUCAAAACUCUGAGAUAGAGUAGUCUUUCACAGUUCUGUGACCCUUCAUUUUUGCAUCAGAAGUUGUAGUCCAUGAAAAAAGACUUAGGCAGCUGAGAUUGUAUAAUCAGAUGUGAAGCUUACAGCAAAUUUACCAUUUGGAAUUUUGUCAUGCUACCUCUUGCAUCCAGUUUGCAAAAAAAUAGGGCUAGAGAACUCAAUGAAUCUUUAUUUGCAUCAGAGGUGAUAUUUGGUGGGUGCACUUUAAAAACAAAAAAGGAAAAUAUAGUAGCCUCUGAAGGCUCAGGAGACAAGAUAAGGAGCCAGAAAGGCAGACUUUACUAGGAAGGCAGAAUUUAAGGGCCUUUUGGGUUUUUGGCAAUUUUCUUAUAUUUUUAAUGAAGUACUAUUGUAAUACUAACAUACUGAUUUUAGUUUAUGUCAUCCACUACUACCACUGUGCUGCUUUAUUGCCAAAUUUAAACAGGAGUUUCAAGGCUGCAAACAUAGGGAAGAGCUUUGAAUCUAAUGUAGUAUGCAAUCCAUCUCUCCACCUACCCAUUCCUGACCUACUUGUUCCUUAAUAAAAAUGAACUAUGAGUUUUAGGUCAGCUUCCAAUUAUGUUCUCCAUCUAUGAUAGAUUUCAGUUCCUACAUCUCUUAUCUAGCAUGACUAUUAGCCCCCAAAUUGAGGGAGUUUGCCCUAGUUACUGAGGCAUUGAAUAUAUCUUGGUUCCUAAGAUUGCCCUCUUUUGAUAGCCAUUAGCCAAUGGCAACUGCCAAUAAGAAAGGUAGUAUUCAACAGUUAAUUAGAAAAUGUCCAUUGAGAUAUAGUCACAUCUUAAUUAAUUAGUUACACUUAAAUUAGUUAUUUACUGUUUAUGUCCAGCUUUGAAGUCUUUUUUUAAAAAAAGAACAUUUUAUUAUUUUAAACAUCUGUCCCCACUUAAGCCAGGUUUAGACUGUUGUGUCACUGCAUGUCAGGGAAAAUAUGCACCUGUCUCUCAUUCAAAGAGAGACAAUGUUACAUGUCUAUAAAUUCUGGCUAGGGGAGACUCAAACCUCAAAGCACAGAAAGCAUAGAUGGAUAAACCAAUAAACAUGCAGGAUGAACAUCUCCGUACAAUAUUUAGUGGAGAUUUGGGAAGUGUAUGUGUUGGCCCAUCUGCAAACAUCUGCAACCUACACUUACUCAUCAAUCCCUUCACAGCAUAAAUAUGUGUUGACAUCUACACACAAUUGUGGACAAGUCUAAAUCAAGCUUUACACUUAACCAUGGCACAAACACACUCUGUCAACCUUUUUAAUUCUGCCAUGCUGUCAUCUCACCUACAGACUACCUACUGAGUGUUAUCCCCCCGCUUUUUUUGAACUGUCUAAAAAUAGCCAUCAGGUAUGUAAAAUCUGUUACGCUUUGUUACCCAUUUCUUUGGAAGGAUGUUAGGGGACUCCAGUGACUGGAAAUAGAGGCAGGAUAGGAGUCAGCCAUACACCCUAGUAGAGUUUUCUGCCAAUUCAAGUAUGGUGGAUAGAACUAAUUCUGCGGUGUAAGGGGGAGCACCACAAUUUUGCUUCCAAAUAGUUAGCAUUUGCAAAGUAGUAUGAUGCCUUUUUAUUCAAACUUUCACUUGUUGCAUAAUGCCUGUUUAUCCAAAGCUUAGUUUGUGGGUUUUUCCCCCAAAGAAGGGAUUUCAGCCACAUUGGUUGACCAUGAAAAUCUUCCUACUCACCUCAAAUAUACUUUAAUUAAGUACAAGGACCUUAGCAAGGAACUCCAUUCCAUUUAACACAAAAUGCUUCUUACAGAAUUAGCCAGUCUUAGUGACUUAUUGUGGUGAAAAAUUCUUACCAUACAUAAAGCUGAUUUGCUUGAAUUCACACAGGUUAGCUUUCCUCAACUUUAACAUAGUUGAAGGAUAUGGACAAGUAUUCUUGAGAAAGGUUGACCUUUUACCAAUUUCCUUAAAACAUUUUUUGUUGGGACUAGCAAUAUUCAGCAGGAGGGCUUGUCUCCCAUGUCCGGUUGGGUAUAUAAGAUAAUACUGGUAAUAUUUCAUUCUUUAAAAUGUGAACUUGUAUUGUAGUCUUCCUUGUACUUUUCUUGAAAUUUAGAAUUUCUAUACAAGGGUCUCUAAGCAUUCAAUUUCCUCCCAAUCUCUCACUGAUUCUUAAUAGCAAUGUUCCUCUUACAGAUUUGUAGACUGCCCUUGAGUUCUCCUGUCAGGGCUUAAAUUAGGAUAUAGCACCCUGAUGCUAACAGAAGACUAUAAAAGUAUUCAAGUUAAGGAUGUAGUCAUAUAUUCAACAUCGAACUUGGGGUAUUGAGUUAUGUGUUCAUCUUUGUAAAGACUAUCCAGAUCAAGACAUGUAUAGUGGUGGAAAUCACUGUGACAGAAAGCAUUUAAAAGAUGCUUUUUCAAAAGGCAAUUUGGACUUUGUUUUUUUCCUUGAGGAAAAUGUUUCACUUCUCAUCCAAGCUUCUUCGGUUGUGACUGAAUGGUCGUGUUGGGGAGGGAAGGGUUUAUAUUCCUUUGUCACCAAUACACCGCCAUUCAGUCAGCUCUGAAGAAGCUUCUUGGAUAAGAAGCGAAACAUCUUCCUCAAGGAAGAAACAAAGACCAGUUGCCUUUUGAAAAAGCACUUUUGAGACAAUCAUGAUCUGGAUGACUGAGAAUCUUGACAGAUAUAUAACAUUGAGCCUUCCCCAAGAGCUAUCCAAGGGGCACAUAAACCCAGUCAAGUCAUCAGACAUAGCACAUACAUUGUGCCUUUAUAGCACACUAAACAUUUAUUGUCACUCAGGUGAGAUCCUGGUACAUAACCAAUAUUUCACUCAGUGACACUAAACAUCAGUUUCUGCAAAAAUUGUGUAAAUUAUUAUACCAUGGUUUAAUAAGUAGAACAGAGAUAUUAAACCAGGUCACGUAACAUUUUUUUAAAAGUGUGAAAAUGCUGCUCUUUAAACUCUUCUUACAAGCCUGGAUUUUGGUAUCGUUCUGCACCCACUCGAUUGGCAUCCCAAUUCUUCUCAAGUGUUGAGGUACAGAGCUCAGGCAGCAUAUUAAUUAAUUGGAUGAAGUGAAAAUAGCUCUUUUCUGGGUGGUAAUGUGAAAUUUAGGAAGCUGAAUAGGUGUGGAUGUUCCGAAUAUCCGACUUGUUUCAGGACAUGACAAGAUCUGAGGAGAUUUUUUUAAAAUAAUUCUCUUCCCUUGAAAAAAUUCAUGCCACAAAAUUAUAGUGUAGGACAAAUGCAGAGUAGAAAAUAACAUUCCUAAACAGCAGAUGGAAGGACACUUGCCUUUAUGAUCAUGGAUCAGUACAUUUUGCAAUCAGUUUGGUAAGCAGAAAGACCAAUGGAAAGUGCCAUUUUCCCAUUCUUCUAGGAGCUCUUAACUCCUAUCAUUCAUUCUCAAAAUAAUUUUGUAAUGGCAUUUGCAAAUUAAUCUGCAUCAACAUGUGCAAUUAACAAAGUUCCUGCAUUCCACCACAAAGUGGAGAUGGGGAAGAGGAAAAUAGUUGUUGCAAUUUAGCUUAUCAUUUCAUAUUUUUGGCCUUUUUUUGUUUUAAUCUGACAUAACAACAAAAAGAAGUUCAACUCAGAAAAAAGAACAUUUAGAGGAGAUCAAAAUAAUCAGCCUAGGUAAAUUAAUCUAUCUAAAGCAUUACUAUUAAAAUGUGUUUAGUUGGUUAGGGAAAGCGAAGGAUACUAUGAACUAGAAGCCUGCAGAAGCCCAAAACAAUUGAUAUAGAGUUGACAGCUUUGUAAAAAGUAGUAUGAAUAUCUAUCUUAUACUGGUUUAGGAAAUGCUGUACUUUUCUGAUUAUAGAGACCUCAUUCUUUUCCUCUUCAAAAAUAAAAGCAAUCAAUAUAGGAGGUCCUUGAUAAACAAAGCCUGAAAUGAUCCAGGUCUGUUCCAUCUAUGCAUACUACAAUGUUACGGCUGCUGCACUAUUGGUCAACACACAACAGUAAGAGCUCAGGGGCUGAUUUCAGUAAAAAAGGCCAAACCAUAAUAUAGGAAAUAAAUGGGAUAUUUGGAAGGGAAGCCCUAUGAGCUAUAAUUUUUUUUCCUUUCCACUUUUGCAACAUAUGUGUCAUUAAAUGAAGUAAUACCCAGUACACUAUUGUAGUGCUGUUAUUGUGAAAAGUAUGUUCAGCAAUUUGUGUGUGAUCAAUUCUGCUCACAAUACAUCCAUCAGUGGCUGAAGUUCAGUCAUAAGCUUCCUUCCCAAAGUGUGUUGAACAAGAGGUUUUUGUUAAACCAUGCCAAUGACGGAUUAAACGUGCAGUGCUGUUUUAUUAUUUGAGUUGAAACAAAAUAUUGAUUUUAUACAUAUGCAUCUAUUCAAGAAAUGCUUGUGUGGAAGCCCCUACACAUGAGCAAAGUUCCCAUCUGUAUUUCUGGUCCUUGGGUCAACUGAGGACCUAAAUUUUUGUGACUGUUUUUUGUUCUACACAAAAGCACGCUUGCAAUAAAUUUUUAGAGGUUUUCUAUGCCAUGAGUUAAAUUCUAAAAUGUGAAAUGUGGUAACAACACAACUGGAUGGAUUUAUAAUAUCACUCUGAUGUCACGUGAUUUUUCCUUCCUUCCACAAAGUUUGUCUUACAGUCAACAACUUUGAAAUACAGUCAAAUAUAGAUUAUAAAUUAG
Messenger RNA from Thamnophis sirtalis, 9818 nucleotides. RefSeq names its product piggyBac transposable element derived 5 (gene PGBD5). Gene Ontology annotation, molecular function: transposase activity. Lineage: Eukaryota; Metazoa; Chordata; Lepidosauria; Squamata; Natricidae. Gene Ontology annotation, biological process: non-replicative DNA transposition. The record is from RefSeq and is a predicted model, not a curated record. Gene Ontology annotation, cellular component: nucleus.